Eimeria mitis is the source of this 1485-nucleotide messenger RNA. RefSeq names its product growth-arrest-specific protein 8, putative. Bases 1 to 1485 code for a protein of 494 amino acids. The transcript has 8 exons. Gene Ontology annotation, cellular component: Golgi apparatus; motile cilium; microtubule. Gene Ontology annotation, biological process: cell motility. Gene Ontology annotation, molecular function: microtubule binding; small GTPase binding. Lineage: Eukaryota; Apicomplexa; Conoidasida; Eucoccidiorida; Eimeriidae. The record is from RefSeq and is a predicted model, not a curated record.
AUGGCGGAGAAGAAGUCACAGGAGACAGAAAAGCCAGGCGACGAUGGAGAGUCGGCCGAAUUGGAGGAGCUUCGUACUCUCCAAGAACUGCGCUCCAAAGCACAGGAAGAAGUGGAUAGUCUUCGCGCAUUGCUCGAAAAGACAAGGCAGGGCAGGAUUAAACUGCAGCUGGAAACACAACUCCUGGCUGCAGCUGACAAGUACUUUCAAAAAACCUUGGCUGCAACGCAAGCUAGGACCAUGGAGUUUAAAGCAAUGACUCAAAAAGAGGCUGAUGAAACGAGGGAAGAAGUGGAAGCCCUCCAAAAAACUCUAGAUCAACAUUUAAAAAAAAUUAAGGAGACUUUCGAAAAGAGUACAGAAGAGCUUCAACUGCAAUGCGAAAGGGAACGGAAGGAACUGGAGGAAUCUCUAGAGCUGCAAGAAAACGUGGCCAUGCUGGAAGUGGAAGAGCAAAAAAAUUGCCACAAGAAUAAACUUAAGGAGUUCAAUGAAGAGGCGCUUGGCAGAUUAAAAGCAUACUAUGAGGACAUUACACGAGACAACUUACAGCUCGUCAAGAAGCUGCGGGCCGAGAACGAGAGGAUGUCAGCUAAUAACAAACGGCUCAAAAAGGAAAUAGAGAUAAUGGCAGCACAAAAUGCGAAGAUUCGGGAGCCUCUUCGAGAGCAAGAAGCUCUAAAAGCCCGACUCAAAGUGCAGCUACGUUUUGUAGAAAAAGACAAACUAGUCCUUCGCAAUCUUAAAAGGCGAAAUCAAAUGAUGGAAGAAAACAUAAAGAAUGCGCGCAUGGAGGUUCGGAACCUGGAGCACCAAAAGAAGGCAAUCAGCCGCUCCAUUGGUCAACUGCAACAAAGUUUGAGGAAUGUCCAACAAGAAACUGGUGGAGGCUCUGCAGCGCACGGAGCCUUGUUGAGAAUCCAAGCAACAGAGACGCUUGCACAGCUAGACUCAAGCUUUCAGCAGAUACAACAGGCACAAUCUCGCUCCACUUUACCUCAAGGAGUGUCGUCAGCUAUAUGUGAACUGAUCCAAGACACAAUUAUUGAUCAUAACAAGUGUGAAAAGGAUUUGAAAGAAGAGCUGCGCCGAUGCGUGGAGGCCUACAAUGAUAUGCUAGUAUUUAUGCGCCACCGUUUAGGCGAGCUCAAUGUACCUCACUCUUCUAUCAAAGCCAAGAGUAUUGUAUAUGAAAACGCUGAAGCCUUGCUCAACAUCACGGACGAGUCGUUCACUGCGUUUGAAACAGCAACCGAGAACGAGACAGUGGCGAAUCAGCAGUCUGACCAGGCUUCAGUGGAGUCAAAGGGAAACGACGAAUUGGCCGUUUCAGGCGCUUCAACAGGCACACCGCCCGAAGACGAACAUAUUGGUACAAAAAGCUCUAGCCACCCUUCUGGAUGGGCUAUUACUUAUCCAUCUGCAAAAGGGUCAGACAAUAUCCACUUGGGGCAAGUGACUCUCCGGAGACUGACGGGCACUUAA